CCCCAGGGAAGUCCGCACGGAUUGGUCCUCCGGGCGCCGCGAACGGUCCUGUUUUCCGGGGAUUCGGCUGAAUGCCCGGCGCCGCCAUGGCGACGGGCGAGCAGGAGGCGGUACCGCCUCUCUGGCCAGUGGAGGCCCGCUUGGCGGCGCUGCUGCCCGACCUGCUGGUCUUCGGGAAGCGCCGGGCAUCGGAGCCCCAGUUGGCCUCUGCCCAGGGCGUCCUCCUAGGCGUCCACGUGACGGGGUUUACAGCAUUAAUAGACAGGUUCAGCCUGACCUGCAAGUCGGAGCAUGACAUGGACAAACUGGCCCACAUCUUCAGUUACUACAUUAGUGCCAUCGUGGAGCAUGUGCUCUGUUUUGGAGGGGAUAUCCUAAAUAUCACAGGGAAUGUGCUCCUGGCACUCUGGACAGUGGAAAGGAAUCAACUAAGUGACAUAAUUACCCUGGUGGCAAAAUGCAGUCUGGAGAUACAGGAGAAAUUUGGGAUUUACCAUACCAGAGAAGGCCAGGACCUACAGCUAAAGAUAGGUCUGUCUGCAGGUCGGAUUUCGCAGGUUAUUAUUGGAGAUGAGCAGAGCCAAUACCUCUUGGUGAUUGGGAGGGAUGUAGACGAUGUCCAGCUAGCUCAGCGUUUUGCUCAAGCAAAUGAGAUUGUCCUGUCCUGGAACUGCUGGAAGCUCUGUGAGCAGUCCAUGUUUGAAGUGGAAAUCAUAAGGGAGGAUGAAGCUGUAAAGCUAAGAGAUAUGCGGAUCAUUGACCCGUUUGAUUUUGAUGAGCAUUUUGACAAGUGCCUUGAUUAUCUGCCAUAUUACCGUGCAAGUGCUGAGACUCUAAGAACUGCAUUGGAAUUGGAUCCAGACUCUGCACUUAAGCAAACACUGCGGAAGUAUAUAAUGAAAAACCUUUUAAAGAAGAUUGAUGAAGGCCAACCUGUGGAGUAUGUAUCCGAAUUCCGUACAGUUACUAUGGUUUUGGUCAGCCUAGAGUUCCACAAGAUAGCACGGAUAUUGCAUUUGUGUCAUCUUAUCCAGGAGGCUGCCUUAUACAUCUCUACAGUCAUUGAGAAAGGGGGUGGCCAGCUGAGCCAGAUCUCUAUGUUUGAGAAAGGCUGCAUGUUCCUCUGUGUUUUUGGCCUUCCUGGGGAUAAUAUGAAGCCAGAUGAGUGUGCACACGUGCUGGAGAGCUCCUUCAGCAUCUUCCGCUUCUGCAGGGAGAAUCUUGCUGAGACCAAGCUUGUUUCCAUCAGUAUCACCAAUGGACCAGUAUUCUGUGGUGUGGUUGGAGCAGUAGCAAGACACGAAUAUACAGUUAUUGGCCCAAAAGUGAGUCUCGCGGCCAGAAUGAUAACUGCUUAUCCAGGUUUGGUGUCCUGUGAUGAGGUAACAUAUCUAAGAUCCAUGCUACCUGCAUACAACUUCAAGAAACUCCCGGAGAAAAUGAUGAAAAACAUCUCCAACCCAGGGAAGAUUUAUGAAUAUUUUGGCCAUAGAAGAUGUAUAAUGUUUGGGAAGAGACAUUUGGCCAGAGAGAGAAACAAAAAUCACCCUUUGUUAGACCGGGAGAAAGAAUUGGAAGCAUUCCGAAUGGCACAGCAAGGGUGUUUGUACCAGAAGAAGGGACAAGCAGUUUUGUAUGGAGGUGAAAAGGGCUAUGGAAAAAGCCAGCUAUUGGCUGAAAUAAACUUCUUGGCCCAGAAAGAGGGGCAUAGGGUGUUGCCAUUGAAACUGAAAGAAGCAGAUUCCAAGCGGUGCUUCUAUGCCAUCCAGACCCUCAUGGCUAUCUUCUUUGAGAUUGAUACAUGCCCAGCCUAUUACCGGCAAGAGUGCCUACAAAGACAGCUUCGGCAGAUGAUGAAGGAACCACUUCACUGCCUUUUCAAUGACCUCUUCUUUGUGAAGUUUCCCUUGUCCUUAGAAGUUUCACGCAUGGAUGACCUGGUCAGACAAAAGAAGGUUAAAGCGUUUUUUAUUCAAGUGCUUCAGGAGGCAGUGAGGGAAACACCACUGAUUUUCCUCAUUGAUGAGGCCCAGUAUAUGGAUGCAGCUUCCUGGGAGUUUUUAGGAACGUUGCUCUCCAGUGUGCCCAUCAUCAUGGUGAUGACGUUGACCUCUACCUUCACACUGUGUGGCUGGGCCCAGCACUUCCUGCAGAGCCCGCAGGCUGUUUUUGUGUCCAUUUCGAAGUUGGCAACAACCUCAUUGUUGAGAAUGGCAUGUUGGGAACUAGGGGUGGUGAGCAUCCCCCCAGAGCUGCAGACCUACCUUCUCCACAGGUGCUUUGGAAACCCUCUCUAUUGUAAGGUCCUGUGCCAGGACCUUCUGUCUCAGGACAUAUUGCUCUUUCAUGACCUAAAAGAGGAGGAGAAGGAGAACAGCGAGUGGGAGACCCUCUCAGCAAAUGUCAUGAAAUCCACAAUCUAUGGUACUUCUCCUGCCUGCUCUGAAGAAGACCAGGAACUUUAUGUCUGCACAGUCAAGGAUGAUGUGAACUUGGAUACAUUGCUUCUCCCACCGUCUUUAAAAGAAAUAGCAGUAAACCAACUGGAUCAACUGGGCCCAGAGAAACAGUUGCUGAUCAAGUGUGCUGCAGUCAUUGGUCAUUCCUUCCAUAUAGAUUUGCUGCAGCACCUUCUGCCUGGCUGGGAAAAAAAUAAACUAUUCCAGGUGUUGAGGUCUCUUAUGGAUAUACAUGUGCUCCACUGGUUCAACAAGAGCCAAAGACCUCCUGCUGAGCCCAUAUUAGCACCCUCCUCUGUAGACAUCAUCAAUCAAACCAAAGAGAAGAAAAAAGAUGCUGGCUCAGCCUCUCUGCUCAGGCUACAAGAGGAACUAUCUGUACCUCAAACCAAGGUGUUGGAAUUUGGAGUGCCUCUAUUAAGGGAAGCCGCUUGGGAGCUGUGGCCCAAAGAACAGCAGAUAGCUCUGCACCUGGAGUGUGCCUGCUUUCUCCAAGAUUUGGCCUGCCGCUGUGGGAGCUGUCAUGGAGGGGAUUUUGUUCCCUUCCAUCGCUUCGCAAUUUGUUCUACUAAGAGUUCCAAUGGGACCUCCCGAUUCUGCACUUACAAAGACACUGGCUCGGUGCUAACACAAGUGAUCACAGACAAAUUGCAGCUGCCUUCUCCCCAAGGUAGCUUUCAGUUCCAGGCAAAACCAUCCAGCACUCAGGAGGCCUUCUCGAGUGAACACUGCAGAACAGAGGAAGAGUUUCUGGAUCAAGUGAAUAGGAAGCUGGCUGAGACUAGCCCGGAGAAGGGCCUAUUCACCAGGAAGCCCUGCCACUGUGAGGAAAUCCUGAAAUUCGUGCUCUCACCCCUCGCCCAGCACUGCUUGGUCAUUGGAAAAACCACCUGUGCAUUUUAUUACCUGCUGGAGGCUGCUGCCGCCUCCUUGGACUUGUCAGAUAAUUACAUGGCCUUCUUUUAUUUGAGGACGGCAAGCAGUCUUCUGGGCCAACCCUCGGCAUUCUCAUUCUUGAGAAAACACAAGGUGAAGAUCUGUCAGUUUGAGGAGGCCACUUUCUGCUGUCUUUGGUCAGAGGUCUGUUUCAACAUGGGACAGAUCACCUUAGCCAAAAAAUUGGCUAGGCAAGCCCUUCAACUGCUGAAAAGGAAUUUCCCUUGGACCUGGUUUGGUAUCCUUUUCCAAACAUUCCUGGAAAAGUAUUGGCAUUCCCGUUUCCUGAGCCAACCUCCAAACAACCCUAGUGAGAAUAAGAAGAACCUGGCAGUCCUGCAGCAGCGGGUGCAUUGCUUCUCCCUACUCUGGCAGCUCUAUAACCUGGAGGCCACAGCCAGUAGCCGCAGGUUUGCCUGCCUGGCCACUCUUAUGCAGAAGAACUCAGCCGAGGAGUUUGCAAAUGAAGCCCAGCAGGUUGUCUCUACCUACUUGGACCUCUCCCAGUUCUCCCAGAACAUGGGCGACAGGGAGAAGUGGCUGCACUGUGAGCAGAUGGCCAUUCAGAAGAGCAGCCUGUGCUGCUUCUCCAGGGAGGGAUUGCUGGCCACAGCCCAGCUCAUGCAGGCCCUGGCCUACAGCAAGCUCUGCCUUGGCCAUCUGGACUUCUCCAUCGAGCUGGGUAAUAGGGCUGAGGGCAGUGGGCCCCGGCUCUUAGAGAGCCCAGGUUCGCAGCUAGGCUUCACACAAUGCUUUUUAACCUCCUUAGGUUUUCAAGCACAUGAGUUAUGCAGACACCUUAAGAAACCAGCUCUAGAGAAUCUGGUUCUUUCAGUUCUCUUCAGAUCUGCAUUUCUGAAGAAGAAAUUUGAUCUGUGUGUCCAUGUGUUGAAGAGUCAGUGGGCGCUCAUUUCCCAUGGUCGUGAUGUCCUUGGCCUGGCCUGCUUUUACUCCGCUUGCUUAGAUCUGCUGCUCUGUGGAAAAGGAUUGUUGUGUUGGCCCUUUGGCGAGUGUCUGCAGUUCACUCAACACCAUGAGCACAGCUGUGUUCUAACCUCUCAGAGCAAUGUCAUGCUGGGGGUCCACUCCUCCCUGGCCAUAUGGUUUGCCCAGGACUCACAGUGGGACCUGUUUGAGCACCAUUUCUCCAAGGCUUGCCAGUUGGUGAAAAAAACCAAUGCCUCACUAUUUGGUUCACAUGGCUUUGUCCGAUUUCUAGAGUGCCACGUACUAAUGUUACAGAAAAUGCCAGAGGGUAUCUUCAUGCAUAUUCCCCCAGUGACUCGCAGCCAAACCCUCCAGUACUUUGAGGAGUUCUUCUCUCGAUGUGUGACCUGCCCUGUCUAUCAUCAGUGGGUCUCUGAGCUUAAGGCCUCUGUAAUGAGAUGUGGAAAGAGAGAAUCCACGUCCUUGAAUAACACCAUCAGACCUUUUGACACCAGCUUGACCGGGAUUUGGAUAGAGGAGGAAUUUCUGAAGAAAAACAACUCUUGUGAAAGAAAUUUAGGAGUAGAGAGAUUUAACAAAGUAGCUGAUAUCAAGGAGAAUAAGGAUCCAGAAGAAACUCAAGAAUAUAUAUGUUAAAAUAAUAAUAAUCUGAAGGGACCAUGAUUCUCUUACAGGGAAAGCCAAUGCCCCAAAUUCUCCUUUUUAAGAUACUGUAUAGUGUACAUACUAAAUAUACUAGCCUGUCACUGCUAUCAAUAUCUUUGUCAAAAUAAAAGCCUAUGUUUCUGAAGCAUGC
Molecule: messenger RNA, 5139 nt
Organism: Microcebus murinus (gray mouse lemur)
Lineage: Eukaryota; Metazoa; Chordata; Mammalia; Primates; Cheirogaleidae
Source: RefSeq, a predicted model, not a curated record